This is a messenger RNA of Rosa rugosa (rugosa rose), 1287 nucleotides long. RefSeq lists its product as uncharacterized. The record is from RefSeq and is a predicted model, not a curated record. The coding region runs from base 61 to 1035 and encodes 324 amino acids. NCBI's taxonomy places the organism in Eukaryota, Viridiplantae, Streptophyta, Magnoliopsida, Rosales, Rosaceae. The transcript is spliced from 4 exons.
UCCCAGACCAGUUCAAUUCCAAGUCCACUGCUCUCUCUCUCUCUCUCUCUCUCUCUGAAAAUGUCCGACGGAGCUUUAACGGUCCUCGACGGCACUCACCUGAGAGCCGUCGACCUCUCUCUCCCCGACUCUGACGUCAUCCUGACCGGAGGUCACGUGCUGGACCUCGCCGACUCCAAAGCCUCUUCGUCUCUCUUCGGCCUGUCCUUGCCUCAGGGACUCAAGUCCUCUGCUUUGAAACGCGUCAAUGUCCAAGACGACGACGUUUUCCGUCAAGCCGAGCUCGAUCGCCACCAGGCUCUGAAGCUCGCCGGCGACUACAUCGCCGCGAUCGCCGAUGAGUUGAAAGAUGAUCCGCUUGUCAUAUCUAUCUUGGAUGGAAACACGAUUCGGCUGUUUUUGGAGGAUGAGGAUGACUUUGCAAUGCUAGCGGAGAAUCUGUUCACUGAUCUUGAUGCAGAAGAUGUAGGAAAGAUCAACAAGAGCGCGAUCCGGAGUGCGCUGGUUCAGAUGGGAGUUGAGAUGGGUGUCCCUCCCGCUUCAGAAUUUCCUCCACUAAGUGAUAUCUUGACGAAACAUGAAGCUAAUGGGGAAGAAGAACUAGGCCAAGCACAAUUUGCUGAAUUACUCCAGCCUAUCCUACAAGAACUUGCAGAGGCCCUGGCAAAAAAGAAUGUUGUUCUUAUACAGAACAUCAAGAUUGUGAAUGGUUCUAAGCUGAGAAAGCUUUUAGCCGAUGAGAAGCAAUUGAACAAUGUCGUAGAGAAGAUAUUGCAAGGGAAGAAGGAUGACUUGAGGAGUGCAGAAGUAAUCAGGAGUUAUCUUGAGAAAAAUGGGCUAGAGUUGGGGUUGCCACCAUCUGAAGGUGACGAGGCAGUGGCUAUUUUAUAUGAUCUAGUGUUUGCUGAGCUUAAGGAAGACAAGAGUGCUCUGAAAGAAGGCGAAGAUAAAUUUGAAAAUCUUGUGAAGAAGAUCCUUGAGAAACUUGCGGAGCAGCUAGAAGCUAAUCCUGUAUUUCAUGAUACUGAGCACUGAGAAAAAGAGCCAAGUCUACACCAUCCUGUAUAUCAAAGUCUCAAUGGCAGAGAUUCUUGUUGGGUUUCAGAUUAUUAUUCACAUGUUUUCCUGAUCCAUACACAGCCAAAUACGAAGAAAAUUAUAAUGUAAAACCUCUGUUCUAUGUAAUAUGUUCUCGAAUUAUUGCUUUGAUAACAUUGGUUAUAACUUGAUGUUCGGUACUUGGAGUCAUUUGGAGUCGAAACAGGAACAAACAAGCUUUCCGAUGCA